AUUUGUAAGCUCUGAAGGACAUCCUGAUCCAAGUAAAUCUGUGGCUCCCAUGGCCUCUAAAAUCCCAGAUGCUACCAACAGUUCUCAUUUCUCAAUUCUCUCCAGCAGGAAAAAAUUCAAUUUCUUUUGAAAUGCCUCACCCUAAAUUUCUACUCCCGACUUCUUCUCCCUCCAUCUUUCUCUCCCCCCUCCGAAACCCAACGGCUAGUUUUUCAAAUCUCAACACCAAGGAGCUCCUCCUCGCCUCCUUAGCUCCCUUAGCCUUUGCCUUAACCUUGAACUCUCCUCUUCCCUCUCUUGCUAUUCCCCCUCCAAUUUCCCAAACUGCCCCUAGACUCCCUCCUCCAACUCCCUACUCCCAAUCCAAGAGCUUCCAGAUAGGACUAGAAAAUGGGAAGAUUAGGGUUUGUCCUUCAGUGAACCCCGGGUGCAUCUCAACGAACCCGAAGUCUUCAUCGUUUGCUUUCCCCUGGGUGAUUCCUGAGGAUGCAUCAGAGAGUGCAGUUGAGAGAUUGAGGGAGGCUAUUUUGAAAACACAGAAGAAUGCAAAGAUCGAGGUUAAUGAAGAAACUCCAGACGGCCAAUAUUUACAAGCAGAGGUCGAUGGGGGAUUUGGACGCGAUGUCAUGGAGUUCUUGAUCAAAAGAGAUGUUGUUGCAUAUCGCUCUAUGGCCACAAAAGUUACAUAUGUUUACCCCUUUACCACUGCGUUAGGCGACUCCAAAGGUCAGAAGGAAAGGAUGAACAAAAUUGUUGAAGAGUUAGGAUGGUCUGCCCCCAGUUUUGAUACUAUGGAUCAAUCUGAGCAAUAUUCACCAGAGGAGUAUAUAGAGUAGCGUUCUUCCUCUUCUUGCUUUUACUUUUUUUUCGAAUGAACCCGUGAGCCGCUUCCAAUGCCACUUAUACAAAAAGUGCUAUAUGUCAAUUCUAUUUCCUUAAUUGCUAGACAAAUUGUUAUGAUAAAUAAGUUUUCUGCUUGUGCAUGAUAUUUUGAAA
Messenger RNA from Asparagus officinalis (garden asparagus), 996 nucleotides. RefSeq names its product thylakoid lumenal 17.9 kDa protein, chloroplastic. The transcript has 4 exons. The record is from RefSeq and is a predicted model, not a curated record. NCBI's taxonomy places the organism in Eukaryota, Viridiplantae, Streptophyta, Magnoliopsida, Asparagales, Asparagaceae. Bases 69 to 836 code for a protein of 255 amino acids.